CAAAGACCAUCAUGGUUCAACGGUAGCCAGGAUUGAACCCAAGCCAUCUAAGACUUAGAAGGGCCACUCACGGCAUCAAGAAGCCCUUUCUGAAGUUGCCCUCCAGACGAGAGAAUCCCCAAGAAGGCCCUAUUUUCCUCUGCCACUCUCAAUCCUCGCAGUAACCAAACGCGGGGAAACUGGUCGGACCGUUUCUAAACGGGCAAUUAAAAGUCACCGAGUCGUCGAGGGGGAGGUUUCUUCUACGCGUUAUUCAAAUCGAGUACGUGUGCCACCGGCUACACCAGCAAAACCGGUCACAAAUCUUUUGCCCAAUAACAUUUACUUCUUUUAUCUGCCUUUUAUUCUCUUCGAAGUAACAGCUUUUUAGAGUCCGAUACAGAUUCGAAUCCUCAGGGUUUCGUCUUCGAUCAGGUUACUGCUAGUUCCUUUAUGUCAUGAUUCCUGCUAGUGAAUAGAACUGAGAUAUACCUGGUAUCUAAAACUGGUUUACUCUUUUUAAGAGAGAAUGUCUCGAGUAGAGCAUCUAUGGGAGCGGUUGGUGCAUGCAGCGCUAAGGAGUGAAAAGGCCGGGUUUGAUGCAUUUGGGCGGCCUGUUGGUGGCAUUGCUGGAAAUGUUCCAUCUUCACUUGCAAAGAAUAGGGACAUAGAUGCAAUCUUAAGAGCUGCAGAUGAAAUACAAGAUGAUGAUCCAAAUGUCUCUAGAAUCUUAUGUGAGCAUGCUUAUUCAUUGUCUCAAAAUCUGGAUCCUAAUAGUGAGGGAAGAGGUGUAUUACAGUUCAAGACUGGUUUAAUGUCUGUAAUCAAGCAAAAGCUAGCAAAAAAGGAGGGCGGAAGUAUAGAUAGAAGCCAAGACAUUGCUUGCUUACAGGAGUUCUAUAAGAUCUAUAGAGAGAAACAUAAAGUAGAUGAACUGCAAGAGGAUGAAAUGAAAUUGAGGGAGUCUGGCGCAUUCAGUGGAAAUCUUGGAGAGUUGGAGCGUAAAACAGUGAGAAGAAGAAGAGUUUUUGCAACACUAAAGGUUAUAAGGAUGGUAUUAGAGCAGCUGACUGAGGAGGUUUCUCCUGAUGAUGCAGAGAGGUCAAUUCCUGAAGAGCUGAAACGGGUGAUGGAAUCAGAUGCAGCCAUGACUGAGGAUCUAAUUGCUUAUAACAUUAUCCCUUUGGAUGCUCCUACCAUCACAAACGCAAUUGUAUCCUUUCCUGAGGUACAAGCAGCAGUAUCAGCUUUAAAGUACUUCCAAGGCCUACCAAAAUUGCCCGGGGACUUUUCUAUACCUGCGACAAGGAACGCUGAUAUGCUUGAUUUUCUGCAGUGCAUUUUUGGAUUUCAGAAAGACAAUGUUUGUAACCAGCGUGAACAUGUUGUUCAUCUUCUUGCAAAUGAACAGUCACAACUUCGUAUUCUUGAAGAAACUGAACCGAUAUUGGACGAGGCUGCUGUGCGGAAUGUAUUCAUGAAGUCCCUUGGAAACUACAUUAACUGGUGCACCUACUUGUGCAUUCAGCCAGCAUUCAGCAAUCCACAAGAUGUCAAUCGGGAAAAGAUGUUACUGUUUGUGUCUCUAAACUUUCUGAUAUGGGGUGAAGCUGCGAACAUUCGAUUUCUCCCAGAAUGCUUGUGCUACCUUUUUCAUCAUAUGGUACGGGAGUUGGAUGAAAUGUUACGGCAGCAGAUUGCCACUGCCCAACCAGCCAAUAGCUGCAAAUCAGAAAAUGGUGUCUCAUUCCUUGAUCAAAUUAUUUCUCCUCUUUAUGAAAUUGUUGCAGCGGAGGCUGCAAACAAUGACAAUGGGCGAGCACCUCAUUCUGCCUGGAGGAACUAUGACGAUUUUAAUGAGUAUUUUUGGUCACUUCAUUGCUUUGAACUUGGCUGGCCCUGGAAGAAAGGUUCAUCGUUUUUUCUUAAGCCCAAACCCAGAUCAAAGAAUCUGCUCAAGUCUGGUGGAAGCAAACAUAGAGGAAAAACAUCGUUUGUUGAGCAUCGGACCUUUCUUCAUCUUUACCAUAGUUUUCAUCGCCUGUGGAUAUUUCUUUUUAUGAUGUUUCAGGGACUCGCUAUCAUUGCAUUCAAUAAUGGACAUUUCAACUCGAAGACCAUACGAGAAGUUCUCAGUCUCGGCCCAACUUUUGUUGUGAUGAAGUUUUGUGAGAGUGUUUUAGACAUUCUCAUGAUGUAUGGUGCAUAUUCUACAACACGAAGUGUAGCUGUAUCUCGAGUUUUUCUCCGUUUCCUCUGGUUUAGUGUUGCUUCAGUCUUCAUAUGCUUCCUUUAUGUGAAAGCUCUUCAAGAAGAGAGUAAACUAAAUGGAAAUUCAGUUGUUUUGAGAAUCUAUGUUUUUGUUCUGGGCAUCUAUGCUGGUGUCCAUAUUUUUUUUAGUUCCCUAAUGCGAAUACCAGCAUGCCACCAGCUGACUAAUCGAUGUGACCAUUGGUUUUUAGUUCGCUUUGUGAAGUGGAUGCACCAGGAACAUUAUUAUGUUGGACGUGGAAUGUAUGAGAGGACCACUGAUUUUAUCAAGUAUAUGCUUUUUUGGCUCGUUGUUUUAGCUGCCAAAUUUUCAUUUGCCUAUUUUCUCCAGAUCAAGCCCCUGGUGGAACCAACACAGAAAAUUGUGGGUUUCACUGAUUUAAAAUACUCUUGGCAUGAUCUUUUAUCUAGAAAUAACCAUAAUGCUCUUGCAGUUGCUAGCUUAUGGGCUCCUGUGGUCGCUAUAUAUCUCUUGGAUAUCUAUGUGUUUUAUACCAUUGUAUCAGCUGUGGUGGGAUUCCUGCUCGGUGCACGAGAUCGUCUAGGGGAGAUUAGAUCACUAGAAGCUAUUCACAGAUUGUUUGAGCAGUUUCCUCAGGCUUUUAUGGAUGCUCUUCAUGUCCCUCUUCCCAACAGGACUUCCCGUCAAUCUUCUAGUGAGAAUGUGGAGCAAGGCAAGUUUGAUGCUGCUCGAUUCUCCCCAUUUUGGAAUGAAAUUAUAAAUAAUUUAAGGGAAGAAGAUUACAUCAAUGAUUUGGAAAAGGAGUUGCUUCUUAUGCCUAAAAAUUCUGGAAAACUUCCCUUAGUUCAGUGGCCCCUUUUCCUUCUUAGCAGCAAGAUAUUUUUAGCAAAAGAUAUUGCAGUAGAAAGUAGAGGAGAUUCUCAAGAUGUUCUUUGGGAAAGGAUUUGUAGAGAUGACUACAUGAAAUAUGCUGUUGAAGAGUGCUUUCACACCAUUAAACUUAUCCUGAUGGAAAUAUUGGAAGGUGAAGGAAGGAUGUGGGUGGAUAGGUUGUAUGAAGAUAUUCAAGGAAGUAUAGCAAAGAAGAGUAUUCAUGUUGACUUCGAGCUAAGUAAGCUGCCACUUGUGAUUUCAAGACUUACUGCCCUUUUGGGACCAAUGAAAGAAGAGGAAAAGCCUGAUUCUGUGAGUGGUGCUGUUAAAGCUGUUCAAGAUCUCUAUGAUGUUGUGCGACAUGAUGUCCUUUCUAUUAAUAUGAGGGAUCAUUAUGAGACAUGGAAUCAGUUGUCAAAAGCAAGGACUGAAGGACGCUUAUUUUCAAAGUUGAAAUGGCCAAAAGAUGCUGAGACGAGAGCACAAGUUAAAAGAUUAUGUUCACUUUUAACCAUCCAAGAUUCCGCUGCAAAUAUUCCCAAUAAUCUUGAGGCCAGACGUAGGCUGCAGUUUUUCACAAAUUCCCUUUUCAUGAAGAUGCCUGCAGCUAAGCUAGUCCGUGAGAUGUUGUCUUUCAGUGUGUUCACUCCAUAUUAUUCUGAGACUGUGCUUUAUAGUAUGGAUGAACUCCAAAAGAAAAAUGAGGAUGGAAUAUCAACAUUGUUUUACCUCCAGAAAAUUUUUCCAGAUGAGUGGAAAAACUUUCUUGCUCGGAUUAAUCGGGAUGAGAAUGCACAAGAUUCAGAACUUUAUGAUAGUCCUAGAGAUGUCCUUGAGCUUAGAUUUUGGGCUUCUUACCGGGGACAAACAUUAGCAAGAACUGUUCGUGGAAUGAUGUACUAUAGGAAAGCUCUUAUGCUUCAGAGUUAUUUGGAAAGGAAUGCUGCUGGAGAUGUUGAAGCUGCGAUUUCUAGUGAUGUUGCAACUGAUACUCAAGGUUAUGAGUUUUCUCCUGCGGCACGAGCUCUGGCAGAUCUGAAGUUUACAUAUGUUGUUACAUGUCAAAUAUAUGGAAUACAAAGAGAAGAGCAAAAACCUGAGGCUGUGGAUAUUGCAUUGCUAAUGCAACGAAAUGAAGCUCUUCGAGUUGCUUACAUUGAUUCCGUUGAGACUCUGAAGGAUGGUAUAGUGCAGACAGAGUUCUAUUCUAAACUUGUGAAAGCUGAUAUCAAUGGGAAAGAUCAGGACAUAUACUCUAUCAAAUUACCAGGAAAUCCUAAACUUGGUGAAGGAAAACCUGAAAAUCAAAACCAUGCAGUUAUAUUUACUCGUGGAAAUGCAAUUCAAACGAUUGACAUGAAUCAGGAUAAUUAUUUUGAGGAAGCCCUGAAGAUGAGAAAUCUUCUUGAAGAGUUCCAUACAGACCAUGGCAUUCGUCCUCCUACCAUUCUUGGUGUUCGGGAACAUGUCUUCACCGGAAGUGUCUCUUCUUUAGCCUUAUUUAUGUCCAAUCAAGAAACUAGCUUUGUUACUCUAGGCCAGCGUGUUCUGGCAAAACCUUUAAAGGUUCGUAUGCAUUAUGGCCAUCCAGAUGUUUUUGAUAGAGUUUUCCAUAUAACACGAGGUGGUAUCAGCAAGGCCUCUCGAGUUAUCAACAUUAGUGAAGAUAUAUAUGCUGGAUUCAAUUCAACAUUGCGCCAAGGGAAUGUUACUCAUCAUGAAUAUAUUCAGGUUGGAAAAGGACGAGAUGUUGGACUCAAUCAGAUUGCUCUAUUUGAAGGGAAAGUUGCUGGUGGUAAUGGUGAACAAGUUCUCAGUCGAGACAUUUACAGACUUGGGCAGCUCUUUGAUUUCUUCCGAAUGAUGUCAUUCUACUUUACGACUGUUGGAUACUAUUUCUGUACUAUGUUGACAGUGCUCACGGUAUACGCUUUCCUUUAUGGGAAGGCAUAUUUGGCACUAUCUGGAAUAGGAGAACAACUUCAAAUAAGAGCACAGAUAUUGAACAACACUGCUCUGACCACGGCUCUCAAUACACAGUUUCUUUAUCAGAUUGGUAUGUUUACUGCUGUGCCAAUGGUUUUGGGUUUCAUCCUGGAGGAGGGUUUUCUAAGGGCUGUUGUCAGUUUUGUCACUAUGCAGUUUCAGCUCUGUUCUGUCUUCUUCACUUUUUCUCUGGGCACAAGAACACAUUAUUUUGGUCGGACUAUUCUUCAUGGGGGUGCAAGGUAUCAAGCAACUGGUAGGGGAUUUGUCGUCCGCCAUAUUAAAUUUUCUGAGAAUUAUCGGCUUUACUCCCGUAGUCAUUUUGUUAAAGGAUUAGAGGUUGUGCUUUUGUUGAUAGUAUACCUUGCAUAUGGGUAUAACGAAGGCGCACUAUCGUACAUUCUUCUUAGCAUUAGCAGUUGGUUCAUGGCUCUUUCUUGGCUUUUUGCUCCCUAUUUGUUCAAUCCAUCUGGUUUUGAGUGGCAGAAGACUGUGGAGGACUUUCGGGAUUGGACAAACUGGCUUUUUUACAGAGGUGGAAUUGGAGUUAAGGGAGGAGAAAGCUGGGAGGCUUGGUGGGAUGAAGAACUGGCACAUAUUCGGACCUUUGGUGGGAGACUAGCUGAGACCAUUCUGAGCCUAAGAUUCUUUAUCUUCCAGUAUGGCAUCAUCUACAAGCUAGAUGUACAAAGACAGAAUACAUCUUUAACGGUAUACGGCCUAUCAUGGAUCGUGUUGGCUGUGCUAAUAAUUCUCUUCAAGGUGUUCACCUUCAGCCAGAAGAUCUCAGUGAACUUCCAGCUGCUGUUGCGCUUCAUCCAAGGCAUUUCAUUACUGCUUGCCUUGGCUGGCAUAGUCAUAGCAAUUGCAAUGACACCUCUAUCAAUUACCGACAUAUUUGCUUGCAUCUUAGCUUUUAUACCUACUGGGUGGGGGAUUAUUUCGAUUGCUGUGGCUUGGAAGCCUUUAAUGAAGAAGCUGGGAUUCUGGAAAUCCAUCCGCUCAAUGUCCCGUUUAUACGAUGCAGGAAUGGGAAUGCUCAUCUUCAUUCCCAUAGCCUUCUGCUCAUGGUUCCCAUUCGUAUCAACAUUCCAAACCCGGCUCAUGUUCAACCAAGCAUUCAGCAGAGGCCUGGAAAUCUCUCUUAUCCUCGCCGGAAACAAUCCCAACACUGGAAUAUGACGAUCUUUUCGGGUAUGUCUUUUUUGUUAUUGUAUAUGAGAGCUUGCUUCUCUAUUCAUUUCUAUUGAGUUCUAUUGAAACUUUAUGGCAGUUUUGUGGUGGUGAUACUUCGUUUGAUGUAGAAAACACUCUGUAUUGUACUACGAAUAUAUUUCCAUAUGAUUGGCAAUUUAUUUCUUUGAUUAGUUUAA
Messenger RNA from Vitis vinifera (wine grape), 6444 nucleotides. RefSeq names its product callose synthase 9. Gene Ontology annotation, molecular function: 1,3-beta-D-glucan synthase activity. Gene Ontology annotation, cellular component: 1,3-beta-D-glucan synthase complex; plasma membrane. The record is from RefSeq and is a predicted model, not a curated record. Bases 509 to 6253 code for a protein of 1914 amino acids. Gene Ontology annotation, biological process: (1->3)-beta-D-glucan biosynthetic process. The transcript has 54 exons. NCBI's taxonomy places the organism in Eukaryota, Viridiplantae, Streptophyta, Magnoliopsida, Vitales, Vitaceae.